AGAAGGAUGCCCAACAAGUUUGUGAGCGCGUGCAAAGAGGAGCUGGAGGUUCGGAACUGCGGUUUUGCCCAUCUCCCAGCGGAGGAGUUUGUUAAAUCACAGUGGCAAACAAGAACGAAGUCAAUAUGCUUUCUACUCUAUCGGUUGGCAUUGGCCAUCUUCUUCACCGGCGUUGUCAUCAACUCGAUGGUGGUCGCAGUCGAACGCGACGAGUUCAGUAAAUACUUCAUCUACCUAACACACUGGGGCAUUCUGCUGUGCAUGGGAACGACCGUGAUGGGUGCGGUGCUGGUGAUGAUUUGGUACUUCCAUCCGGAAUAUUCAGAGAGAGUUUGCAAUAGCGAUGAAAUGCCCAACUCGUUCAAGGUGUACUGGAUGGUGCACAACAUCACGCUCAUCCUGUCCGUGUGCAUUACCAUCAUCUAUUGGGCGAUUCUGCACAAUGAAACAAUGCCGGUCGAUCCGAACAACAUCCUGAUCCAUGCUUGCAACUGUGUCUUCAUGUUUCUCGACCUUAUUAUCGUGGCAUACCCGGUGCGAAUAUGGCACGUACUGCAGCCGAUCACUUUCGGGCUGGUCUACUGCGUAUUCUCGCUCAUCUACUAUGCGGCCGACGGUACAGAUAGAUUCGGUCGGCCGUACAUUUACAACGUUCUGGACUGGAACGAGCCGGGCAAGGCGAUGGUAACGGUGGUCGGCACCAUCCUGCUAGCCAUGAUCGUCCACAUGCUAAUGUUCGCCAUCUACAAGCUGCGGGUGAAGAUCUAUCUCCGGCACUUCAACCACAAACCGAUCAUCCCAACCAACUCGACGCUGCAGCUGCAGACUGGCAAGUGUAAUGGCAUUUCGAUGGUGUACGGCAACGAUAACAAGGCGUUCAGCAUCGGCGAGCGGUACUGA
Molecule: messenger RNA, 900 nt
Organism: Anopheles marshallii
Lineage: Eukaryota; Metazoa; Arthropoda; Insecta; Diptera; Culicidae
Product: protein rolling stone-like
Exons: 5
Coding region: 7-900 (297 amino acids)
Cellular component (GO): membrane
Source: RefSeq, a predicted model, not a curated record